This is a messenger RNA of Colletotrichum destructivum, 1935 nucleotides long. Its product is annotated as Putative beta-lactamase/transpeptidase. The transcript has a single exon. The record is from RefSeq and is a predicted model, not a curated record. NCBI's taxonomy places the organism in Eukaryota, Fungi, Ascomycota, Sordariomycetes, Glomerellales, Glomerellaceae. Bases 1 to 1935 code for a protein of 644 amino acids.
AUGAACCCUCACUCGUUCUUGGGCCUAUUGGCCUCAUGCCUCUUGCUGCUGUUCUCCGCUGCCGCCGUCGUCGUCGCGGUUCCCAUCGCCAUCGACACGUCCGCCGACGUCCACACGUACUUCGACCUCGACGGCGCCGCCCACGGCGAAAAGUUCAAGUCCCUGACGGCCGAUGGCUACCGGAUCAUCUCCCUGAGCGUCUACGGUACGCCGCCAAACGCCAACUAUGCCGCCGUCUGGGUCCGGCGGGAAGGGCCUGCGUUCGAGGCGAUCCACGGCGCGGACGAGGCGGCGUACGACACCUGGCUCGAUUCGUGGAGGAACCGGGGCUACGUUUCGACACACAUCUCCGCCACGGGGCCGGCCCGCAACGCCGUCUUCGCCGGCGUCGUCGAGCAGAGGACCGACAUCGCCAGCUGGGAGCAGCGUUGCGGCCUGACGGACCCAAUGACCUAUGACAACGCGACAUCCGGCGUCGACAUGGUCGUCAGGGACUUUCGCAUGUACGGCAGGCCGGGCGACCGUCGGUACUGCGUUCUCGGGCACGAGAACGUCGGGAACCAGCUCUCCACCAUCUUCUACUCAGCCGGCGACGACGCCCUCGUCGACUACGCCGCCGUCUACGCGUCCGAGACGGCGAAGCGCUUCUGGCGGCCCUCGCGCCUCUUUGUCUCGGACGACCACGUCAUCACGCCCCAGUUCGUCGACACGUCCGUCGGGAAAUGGAUCGCCCUGUACGGCCUCACGGCCGCGGAGCUCUCUGCGCAGAUCGAGACCCAGAAGCAGCAGGGCCUGCACCCGAUCGACCUUCACGGAGGCAGCGGCGGCGUCUCUGGCAGCGACACGCGCUUUACCGUCAUCUUCGCCGAGACCGACGUCCCCGAGGCGCGCAAAUGGACGGCGACGGGCUCGGUCACAGGAUUCGGGGACAACACCGGCGUCACGACGGCCCUGGACGGCGCCAUGCAGGUAUGGAUGAGGAAAAACGGCGUGCGCCAGGCGCAGCUUGCCAUCGCGCGCAACGGGUCGACCGUCGCCGAGCGCGGCUACACCUGGGCCGAGGGCGACCGCGCCGUCGUCGAGCCGGACGACGUGUUCCUCCUCGCCAGCGUCAGCAAGCUCUUCCUACACGCGGCCGUAUCCCACCUCGUUGGGGCCGGCAGGCUGAACUACUCGACCGCCAUCUACCCUCUGCUGGGCUACAAGCCCGCCGACGCCCGCGCCAACGACAUCACCGUUGAUCAUCUCCUCCAGCACACCGCGGGCUACAGCCGCGAGCGGUCCGGGGACCCGGCCUUCCAGUUCAGGAACGUCUCGCUUGGCCUGCUCAACGGCGCCCGCGCCGCCACUCUCGCCGACGUGAUCGAGUACCAGGUCGCGCGCCCGCUAGACUUCGCCCCUGGCUCAGACUACUCCUACUCCAACUACGGCACCAUGCUCCUGAGCCACCUCGUCAGCAACCUCACGGCGGUCCCCUACAUGACCUUCCUCCGGGACGCUAUCCUCGGCGACAGCUACGACGUGCGGCUCUACGAGACGGCCGCAUCGGUCCACGAGGCCGACCGCAUCGUCCAGGAGAGCAGGUUCACCGGCCGCGAACCGACGGACCCGGGAUCCGACCGCCUCGUGCCAGGACCCCACGGCGGCGACGGCGCCAUCAAGGAGGAGUGCGCGGGGGCCUUCUCGCUCGCGGCGAGCGCGUCCACGGUGGCGCGCUUCAUCGGCGCCCACGCCGUCGCCGGUAUGGGGGGUCGGAUACCGAACGCCGAGCGCGACGGCACUCUCGUCGGCGCGCGGGCGUCCGCGGCGAGCCGGUCCGACGUCGACUGGGCGCUGAUGCUCAACACAAGGGAGUUCAUCUCCGAGGCGGAGUUCGACGACCUGCGCUUCCAGAAGAUCCCCUCCGUCCUGGAUGGGUUUCCUGUGGCGCCGUAG